GCAGGAUGCCCUGGUACUCGCCUGAUCAAAAUCCCUACUGUGUUGUUCAUGUUCAACAGUGGAAACGAAUGACUUACAGACACUAGCCGUGUGGAGAUUUUACGAUUUUGGUAGUUCAUCCAUCUUCAGAAAACUUUAAAAGAGUUGAACCAUGUCGGGGGUUCCAGCGGUGCAGGUGAGCAUCGAGUCGUCCUGCGAAAAGCAGGUGCAGGAGGUGGCCCUCGAUGGAACGGAGACGUACGUACCCCCGCUGUCCAUGUCCCAGAACCUCGCUAAACUCGCGGAGAGGAUCGACUUCGGUCAGGGUUCGGACUCGGAGGGGGACGAGGCGCCAGCGGAGCCCCGAGACCGUGAUUGGUUGAAGCCGGAGCCGGAGGAGGAGGAGGGCACGGUGAAGUUCCAGCCCUCUCUUUGGCCCUGGGACUCGGUGCGUAACAACCUGCGCAGCGCACUGACGGAGAUGUGCGUGCUCUAUGACGUCCUCAGUGUCGUCAAGGUGAAGAGGUACAUGGCCUUGGACCCCGUCUCGCAGGAUCCCUCCGCUGGCAAAAGCCCCCAGGUGUUCCAGCUGAUGAGUAAGAAGAAGUCUCUGGCCACCGCUGCCCAGCUGCUGCUCAAGGGAGCCGAGAAGCUCAACAAGUCCGUGGCGGAGAACCUGGAGAACCGGCGGCAGAGGGACUUCAAUUCUGAGCUGCUGAGACUCCGCUCGCAGUGGAAGCUCCGCAAAGUCGGGGACAAGAUCCUGGGAGACCUCAGCUACAGGAGUGCAGGUUCCUUGUUUCCUCACCAGGGGACCUUUGAGGUGAUCAAGAACACAGACAUUGACCUGGACAAGAAGAUCCCAGAGGACUACUGCCCCCUGGAUGUCCAGAUCCCCAGCGACUUGGAGGGAUCUGCCUACCUCAAAGUGUCCAUCCAGAAACAAGCACCAGACAUAGGAGACCUGGGCACCGUCAACCUCUUCAGGAGGCAGCCCAAAACCAAAGCAGGAACGCAGCCCUGGCACGUGAAGCUGGAAGCAGCUCAGAACGUUCUGCUCUGCAAGGAGAUCUUCGCCCAGCUGUCCCGCGAAGCGGUCCAGAUCAAGUCCCAGAUUCCCCACAUCGUGGUGAAGAACCAGAUCAUUUCACAGCCCUUCCCAGGUCUGCAGCUCUCCAUAUCUCUGUGCCAUUCGACAGGAGAUAAGAAGCCCGUGAAGGGGUCACCAGAGAGACCCAGGCCGGACGACCACCUCUAUGUCCUGGAACACAACCUGCAUCAGCUCAUGAGAGAGUUCCAUAAGCAGCGACUGAGCUCUGUGGUGAUGCCCCACCCGGCCAGCGCCCCCUUUGGUCACAAACGCAUGCGUCUGGCGGGACCACAGGCCUACGACAAGGCGGAGAUCUCCAGCCUCCAGCAGACCCAGGGGCUCCUCGAGAAGAUCAUCAAACAGGCCAAGCACAUCUUCCUCCGUAGCAGGACGGCACGGACCAUUGACAGCCUGGCCAGCCACAUCGAGGACCCCCAGAUCCAGGCGCACUGGUCCAACAUCAACGACGUGUACGAGUCCAGUGUCAAGGUGCUCAUCACCUCCCAGGGCUACGAGCAGAUCUGCAAGUCUAUCCAGCUUCAGCUCAACAUCGGCGUGGAACAGAUCCGAGUGGUGCACCGUGACGGCCGCGUGGUCACACUGUCGCACCAGGAACAGGAACUACAGGACUUCCUUCUAUCACAGAUGUCGCAGCAUCAGGUGCACGCCGUGCAGCAGCUGGCCAAGGUGAUGGGCUGGCACGUGCUGAGCUUCAGUAACCACGUGGGCCUCGGCCCCGUGGAGAGCAUCGGCAACGCCUCCGCCAUCACCGUGGCCUCGGCCAACGGGGAGUACGCCAUCUCGGUGCGCAACGGUCCAGAGAGCGGCUGUAAGGUUCUAGUCCAGUUCCCUCGCAGUCAGAACAAGGACCAGCCCAAGAGCGAGGUGGUCCAGGACACCAAGUGGACCCACCUGAGGGGCGCCUACAAAGAGGUCCACUGGAGCAAGAUGGAGGGACGCAACUUUGUGUACAAGAUGGAGCUUCUCAUGGCCGCGCUCACGCCCUGCCCCUGAAGAUGGCAUCGAACUGACCCCACGUCUUUUUUUAUAUAUGUGUAUAUUCGAGAAAAGAAAAACUACUUUUGUUUGCUAUAUCCCCCAGAUGUGUUCAUUGGGGCACUGCAGAACCUAAAGCAGUUGUCUGUCAACUGCAGAUGUUUAACUGUAGAACUUUUAAUACAAAUAAAGGUCAUAACAGUGAAGGCACUUUGCUCUGGGAUGCCUCAGCUCUUUUUUGUUUUCACAAACACUGAGCUUUUCAUGCAAUAAAACACUUGGGUUAUACUUCAAAUUAUUCAUACCUUA
Gadus macrocephalus (Pacific cod) is the source of this 2374-nucleotide messenger RNA. It is a transcript of the gene med17, whose product is annotated as mediator complex subunit 17. Bases 152 to 2083 code for a protein of 643 amino acids. The transcript has 13 exons. Gene Ontology annotation, molecular function: transcription coregulator activity. Gene Ontology annotation, cellular component: mediator complex; core mediator complex. NCBI's taxonomy places the organism in Eukaryota, Metazoa, Chordata, Actinopteri, Gadiformes, Gadidae. The record is from RefSeq and is a predicted model, not a curated record. Gene Ontology annotation, biological process: regulation of transcription by RNA polymerase II.